GGCUCGCCCCACCCCGGCGGGGGCUCCUACCUGGCUUCCUCGACCGCGCGCCCACCCCGCCCCUCCGCCCGGGGCCGGCGAGAAGAGCAGGUCGGGGAGGGGCGCGUCGGGUGACGGAACAGAAGCCGGGGAGCCGCGGCCCUUCCCGCCUCCGCCUCGGCCCCGCGGCCGCUCGGGAGGGAGCGGAGGACUCGGAACUCGCGCGCGCCGCGGCCCGGGCCGGAGCCUCCGCCUCGGUCCCGCCCCCGCCUCCGCCCGCCGGGGACGCCGGGGAACCCUCGGGACCCAGGGACAGCGAGAGACCCCGCCCCGCCCUAUCGCGGCCGCCAGGCCUGGUCACGCGCAGAGCCGCGCCGCGGGAUCGGGGCCAGCGCCGGGCGGAGGCGGGACGGGGACGGGGCGGAAGGUAGAAACCGCGCGGCCGGGCAGGGGCGCGCCGAGCCGAACCCAGCCACGCGGCGCCAGCGAGGCGGCCGGACCCGCAGCCCCGAUGCUGCCGACGCUGGCCUCGGGCGCGCUCUUCUUCCCGGGGCUCUUCGCGCUCUGCACCUGGGCGCUGCGCUGCUCCCGGCCCGGAUGGAGCCGCACCGACUGCGUGAUGAUCAGCACCAGGCUGGUUUCCUCGGUGCACGCCGUGCUGGCCACCGGCUCGGGGAUCGUCAUCAUUCGCUCCUGCGACGACGUGAUCACCGGCAGGCACUGGCUUGCCCGGGAGUAUGUGUGGUUUCUGAUUCCAUACAUGAUCUAUGACUCAUACGCCAUGUACCUCUGUGAUUGGUGCCGAACCAGAGACCAGAACCGUGGGCCCUCCCUCACGCUUCGAAGCUUCCUAAGUCGAAACCGCCUCAUGAUCACACAUCAUGCGGUCAUUCUCUUCGUCCUUGUGCCAGUCGCACAGAGCCUUCGGGGAGACCUCGGGGAUUUCUUUGUCGGCUGCAUCUUCAUGGCAGAACUGAGCACUCCAUUUGUGUCACUGGGCAGGGUUCUGAUUCAGCUAAAGCAGCAGCACACCCUUCUGUACAAGGUGAAUGGAAUCCUCACACUGGCCACCUUCUUUUGCUGUCGGAUCCUUCUCUUCCCCUUCAUGUACUGGUCCUAUGGCCGCCAGCAGGGACUAAGCCUGCUCCAAGUACCCUUCAGCAUCCCCUUCUACUGCAACAUAGCCAAUGCCUUCCUCGUAGCUCCUCAGCUCUACUGGUUCUGUCUGCUGUGCAGGAAGGCAGUCCGGCUCUUUGACACUCCCCAAGCCAAAAAGGAUGGCUAAAUGCUCCUGGGAGUCAGGCGCAGCCUCACACCAGCUGCCUCCUCCACUCAGCAUUCCAUGGACUGAAUUGUGCCCUGGGUGGCCUCAGACUUUUGGGUAUUGAUAAGCAGAUGGAUUUGAGUUUUUCUAAAGAAUAUUCGUAUUACCUCCUUCUUCUAACUUGCCCUAUUUGCAAAAGCACUUUUAUAGUAACAACUAUUGGGUCCUGUCAGACCUCCACGGACAGCAAAGUGUUUUUAAUGCAAGCCCAAAGAUCCUUUGGGUCUUAUCUCAAGAGUUCUGGGAGGUGGAAGCAUGGGGUGUGAUCGGUGGACCAGGGUGAUAAGUGUCUGCGCAUCUGCCUGUCCCUAUAUCGGCAGCUACCUACCUUUCCAACCACUCAGGGCAGUACCCACGGCACUGGACCCACAGAAGCAAGGGAUGACUUGGUUCUUGGAAGUAAUGUCUUCUUGUGACAUUGGCCUGGGACAAUCACUGUGGGUAGGUAGUUUUUGUUCGUUUACUAGAUAACCCAUUGCUUCUUUGCGUCAUCCUGUCAUCCAUGGGUCAGAGUUGAAUUCUUAUGUCUACUGACUUCCAAUCAGAAGUCUCACUGGUGGGGCUGGGGGUGGGGGCAGGCAGGAGGCAAGGAUGGGAACCUGAGUAGGUAGUGUGGCCAAGAGGCCAGCACAACCUUUGCAGGCUGACUUGUUAAGUCUGACAGUGUCAAACUUGUGAGCUUACUGCUGUCAGUCACAGAUACUAUUCUUUUUAACACACCCCUUCAUGCCCAGUUUUCCCCAUAUCCAUAUGCAGAGUACGUGCUCAUAAAAACUACAGCGACAACAUGAAAUGAAGGCUUUGGUAGAUGUUUACUGGGUAACCCCACUCUAUGACACUGUCCUUUUCAUGUGAUGUGGAAACCAACUUCUGUACUCCAAACCACAAACUGUGUCAUCCAGACUGCAGAGUACUGGAGUACUCAUCCUCCUGAUAUGCCAGAGCUUGUGGUCCAAGGCCCAUUCCUGUGUGAGUGUCCUGCCAUUUAGCCACAGAAGGCUCCAGAGCGAGGGGGCAGCCAGCCUGGCCAGAGGCUGUCCUGUGGACCGACACCUGCGCCCCCUUCUGCAAGCAGGAUUUUCUGGUGCCAACACUCAUCAUUCCCUAUCAACUAGGAUGUGUUUGAGACUGUGCUACCAUGUGUUCUCAAGUGGUAGUUUAAAAAGUGGAUUUUUAAAGUGCCUUUUAAUUAAUUGUGAACGUCUAAAGGACUGAAUGAUGUCUCAUUUUGACUGUUUAGUCUUUAAUUGAUACCAUUUAAAGAACAAAAUGCU
Rhinopithecus roxellana (golden snub-nosed monkey) is the source of this 2577-nucleotide messenger RNA. It is a transcript of the gene TLCD3A, whose product is annotated as TLC domain containing 3A. The transcript has 5 exons. Lineage: Eukaryota; Metazoa; Chordata; Mammalia; Primates; Cercopithecidae. Gene Ontology annotation, cellular component: membrane; endoplasmic reticulum. Gene Ontology annotation, biological process: lipid homeostasis. The record is from RefSeq and is a predicted model, not a curated record. The coding region runs from base 491 to 1264 and encodes 257 amino acids.